AAUACUUGGUAUCGACAAAUAACGUAAAUACCAACGAGAUAAAAUGACAGCAUGUAACAUGGAGAAUGAAAUUAUAUGAAGCCAUGAAAGAUUAGAAAUGGAGCUUCAUAUUAUUUAUAUUUCUUGCUUUAAAAGGCAAGUGCAAAAAAAACUAUAUUAAAGAUCGAGUUUAAUUAUCUCUUUCUUUUCUUCUUCUUCUGUAUUCUUUUCUCUCUCUUAAUAGAAUGAUAGGCAAACAAAAGCUAGCAACAGUGUUUCUGACAACACCUGUGCUAUUUGUCUUAUUUGGCUGUUGUCUAAUACUUGCAGCAAUUCAUUAUGUUAUAUUCUUUUUCAAGUCAGCGGAAUCGCUUUCCAGCAAGAUGCAGAAAUUGAUUGUUCAAAUACACUGCUUGUUAUUAAAAAAGUCAGUGACAAGAGUGUUAGACCAUUAUCUACAUUUAAAGCAAUUCGGCUACUCGUGCCUUCAUCAAUUUAAUUUAAUUGCCAACAAGAAAGGAGACACUAAUAUUAUCCCAGACACUUUGUAUUCCGAGGUUCAAACCCCAGAAAAUAGCAACAGUGUUCAGCCAGUUGAUAAAGAACAACCAAAGAAGAAUCAUGCCAGCGCUAUGCUCACCAACAAUAAUGCAUCGGAGAACCUAAAAAGCAAAUAUAAUAAACAAAUAAUUAAAAAUAAUCAAGCCUCCUUGAAUCAGCAUCAACAUAAAAAUACGGACGAGAAAAACAAAGAGAACGGUGCUUCUUUCUCUUCCACCUCGAUGACUCAUAAAGAUGACUGGAUCCUUGUCAACGCAAACAAAAAACACAAAAAAGUUAUCGCCGUUGAACAAUCACCAAAAGCGUCCACCAAGUCUAGCAAAAAAAAGAAAAGAGCUAACAAAAAGACACACUCUGAAAGACAAAUCACCACAAAGCCAUCUUCUCUAGACAACAGCACUGUCUCGUGGUCUAGUGUCGCAAGUAGCAAACAUGAAUAUAAAGAACUCAAAGAAACUGGAGAACCAAAUGACAUGGAUGUACCUUGUCUAAGUGAUAGCGAUAGUAUUGCUACCAGUAGCCCUUCUGGAUCUCCAUGUUUAUCAAGCUCACAUUUACUGCCGCCUUUUGAAGAAGAAAUUCAAAUGAAGUACUAUUCUCCAUUUUCUUCAGGUUUUGAUUUUGGUGCUUCUUUUCAACAACCACAACAACCACACAAAAGGUCUUUGUUAGACUUGUUAAACCAAACAGAUCAUGUCAAGACAACAAUCACAGCCAAUUCUUUUAAAUAUUUUGACGAUAUGAUGAUGUCCACUUCUUUAUACAAAACAAAUCAGGAACCUAAACUUGAUCCUCUUAUGAUCAAGAUCAAACGAGAUUGGAAUUCUAUUCCUUAUUGCACAUAAUUCCCCCACUUUUCCUCCCUUUUUUUUUUCGAGAAGAAAAACCCAUACCCUUUCAUUUUCUCUUUUUCUCUCUUGCUGUUUAUACUCCACAAACAAAUAAACUU
Messenger RNA from Gilbertella persicaria, 1489 nucleotides. RefSeq lists its product as uncharacterized. The coding region runs from base 225 to 1385 and encodes 386 amino acids. The transcript has 2 exons. Lineage: Eukaryota; Fungi; Mucoromycota; Mucoromycetes; Mucorales; Choanephoraceae. The record is from RefSeq and is a predicted model, not a curated record.